AUGGACAUCAUCCUGGAACGCCGCACGGAGCCCGACCAGUGCGGCUCGUUCGGGAGCGCGGCCAGUGCCGGCACGACCACCGUCCCCGCCCGCACGCCCACCCCGCGCUGGGGAAGGGUGUUCCCGGGGCGGGCGAAGGGCGGGAAGGGGGACGGGUUAUCGAGAGGGAAAAUCGGCGGCUGUCGGCGCAGAGCGAGCUCGCAUUCCGCGCCGGCAGCUCGGGCUCCUCGUCCGCCCGUGGCCAUGGGGCUGCAGCCCCGGCGCGCCGCGGGGCCCUGCCCGCCCGCGGGAAGGAGCGCCGCCCUGCCCGGAGCGCGCUCCGCUCCUCCCUGGGCCCGCAGCGACGAGCCGGAGGGAACUCCCGGGCGGCCCGCCGCGCUGCCGCCCCUGCUGCCGGCCAUCCUGCCGACCCCCUCCGCUUCCCCCGCUGCCGCCCGGGCGCAGCCCAAGAAGCCGCCGGCGGCCGCCUCGGCCCCCAAGAAAGCAGCACCUCGGCCCGCAGAGGAGAAGGCGGCGAGGAAAGCGCGGGGGGCGCCCCCGGAGCGGCCGGGCCCCCUUUCCAGCUCCUGGCCCUGCUCCUCCCUGCAGCGGCCGCCUCCGCGGAGACCGCCGGCCGAGCGGGCGGCGCGGCCCCAGCCCACCCCGCCGCAGCCGCGGGGCCGCCCGGGGGCGCCGGGGGCGGGCAGCCGCUCCUGCGAGAGCCUCGGCGGGGCGCCGGGCGAGGCGGCGGGGCGCUUCUCGCUGAGCCUGCCCCCGGAGGCCAUCCGGGUGCUGCAGCGCCGCAGCCUGGAGCGGCAGCGGGGGCAGCCCGCACCCUCUCCCGCCGGCAGAGCCGCCCCGGCCCGGCGCGGCGACCUGCGCGCUCUGCUGAAGGUUUCGCUGCUCAACGACCGGCACCGCUACGACGACGAGGAGUACGAGGAGGAGGAGGCGGGGGCCGCGGCGGACGAGGGGCUGGUGCGGAAAUGCACGGAGUGGCUGCGCGGCGUGGAGAGCGCGGCCGGGCGCGACCACCCUGAGCGGCUGGAGACGCUGCCGCACCUGGGCACCCUCUGAGCCCCGCCGGGACCGGGGAGCGGCGCGGCCGGCGGGGGCCGCCCGAGCGGUCGGACCGGGGGGAGCUGGGGCCGCCAUCCGCGAUGUCGUGUUCCGUGUUGUGUUGUCGGCGCCCUGGCAGCGCGGGCGGGUGGCGGCAGGGGCCGAGCAGCGGAGCCCCUGGCCCGGAGCCGAUCCUCGGGGCGCCGCCGCCGCCGGGGCGAGGGACAAAGGAGCGGCGCCGGCCCCCGCCCGCCGGUGCCCGGGUGCUGGGAGGGAGGGCACCGGCUGUGGCCGUCCUGCCUCCACCCUCGCGGGUUUUUUAAAGAUUUCUGACUACUUUAUAAAAUGUGCGUAAUGGUUUUGUAUAUUUGUACAUAAAAGUUCAUUUUUAUUUAUUUGAAUAAAGGACUCUUGUGUUGCGGUAGCCUUCGCGCCUUGGUGGCUUGGCGUUGGGCUGCCCCAGCCUGGCGGUA
This is a messenger RNA of Zonotrichia leucophrys gambelii, 1511 nucleotides long. RefSeq names its product proline rich 18 (gene PRR18). NCBI's taxonomy places the organism in Eukaryota, Metazoa, Chordata, Aves, Passeriformes, Passerellidae. Bases 1 to 1056 code for a protein of 351 amino acids. The transcript has 2 exons. The record is from RefSeq and is a predicted model, not a curated record.